Molecule: messenger RNA, 1656 nt
Organism: Guyanagaster necrorhizus
Lineage: Eukaryota; Fungi; Basidiomycota; Agaricomycetes; Agaricales; Physalacriaceae
Exons: 1
Coding region: 1-1656 (551 amino acids)
Molecular function (GO): protein binding
Source: RefSeq, a predicted model, not a curated record
AUGCAAAAUUUUCUAAACAAUCUGCAGGCCAGGACGAAAACAGCAGACUUCCAACGCCUUCUCCAGUCGAACGAGCGCCCAACUGAAGCACAAAUCGUGAACAUUCGGAAAACCAUGUUAGCCGAGGCCAUGCAAAGGCUCUCAGAGCUCCACCAGGUCUGGGAAACACUCCAACAAAUAAUCGACGACUGCAAGACUGUCGUUUCCCCCAUGCGUCAACUGCCGCCAGAAAUACUGCUCGAGAUCUUCCAUUGGACCAUCGCGGACCAAGAGUACGUCGACGUCUUCUGUAUCAAGUCUGUUCCGUGGACUCUGGGACAAGUAUGUCGUACAUGGCAUGAGGUUGUACAGUCAGACCCAAGAUUGUGGUCGAACCUCCUCGUGAGAGGUUUCUCCUAUGACCGAAAUCCCCCUCAAGAACCGCUCAGCAUGCUUAAAACGGCGCUGCGUCUAUCCAAGGAUCGGUCGCUAUCCAUCCGGUGUUCUUUUGAUUGUGAUAAUUUAUUGGAGAUGGAGAAAGAGAGGAAUGCCAUCCAAGAGAAAUGGCCAAACCUCUACAACCCCGAGGAGGAUAAUAUUAUUACUCUCAACCACCGAGUGCUGCAGCUCCUUGUGGACAACUCUCGACGCUGGAAGAAUGCGCGUUUCAGGGUAGACGACUACGCUUAUCUGUCGAUGUUCAAUGCCGCCAAGGGGAAACUGGAUCGGUUGGAGACUCUAAAUUUUGGGAUGAUCCCAGGCUGGAUCGAUGACGAGCUUAUCCCCACGUUCGACGCGUUCGCAGUGGCUCCAAAGCUGUUCAACAUCGAAUUAUCAAGAAUGGGACGCGUCAAGCCUGUUCUUCCAUAUGAGCAGUUAUUCUCGGCUCGGAUGGAGUGGUGCGAUCGAAAUGUGCUUGAAGAACAUCUCGUGACCCUCCACGAGAUGCCGAAUCUACAGGAAUAUGACCUCGACGGAUUCGACUAUGAGAUGAGAGAGCUCAGCGAGCCUGGGUUCAUCCAUCACAACGCGCUCCGGGUUCUACACGUAUGCACACCUGGCGCCUUGACCAAUCUCGUUCUCCCGAAUCUCGAAGAGGUUCAUCUCAAGGCAGCGUCUCUCGACGAGAUCUGUAGAUUUGCCACCCUCGAUAAACUCCCUGGGCUGAUUGAGAGAUCUGGGUGCUCAAUACGAAAACUCACACUGGCUGACGUCCUAGAGAGCAGUGACAUCAUCCCGGUACUGGAACGUACACCCAACUUGAACGAGCUGCACGUCGAGCUGAAUCAUUGGCAUUACGAAACGGAUGAGUUCAUGGCGGUGGUAGCCAGAUAUCUUCGGAUCAGGAAGGAUGGCAGGGAGAUGCCCGUUGCUCUGCCCAGACUUCAUACACUGACAAUGUCGGUGCGGGGCUCCCCGAAGUGGGAUAUACCAUUCGAUCUUCCUAUAUCAUUUUUGAAGAAAAGGAUGGCUGAGAUGAUCCGGGACCGCUGGAAUAUCAUUGACGGUUCAGGAGUGAAUAGACUCAAGUCUGUCCGAAUCUAUGUAUCGGUGCCCUCAAGGUAUCAUAUAGCCCCGUAUGACGAGUUUAUCGCAGGUAUAGAGGAGCUCCAAAAGCAGGGGCUAGACAUCUCGAUAGUCAUCAAAGCUGGUCACGAAACGUUGUAUGGGUUAUAG